Messenger RNA from Temnothorax curvispinosus, 873 nucleotides. RefSeq lists its product as uncharacterized. The transcript has a single exon. The record is from RefSeq and is a predicted model, not a curated record. Bases 1 to 873 code for a protein of 290 amino acids. Lineage: Eukaryota; Metazoa; Arthropoda; Insecta; Hymenoptera; Formicidae.
AUGUGGCCCGAUGGCCACAUUUAUUAUUUACCGCACCACGGUGUAUAUAAACUCGAUAGCACUACCACUAAGUUGCGGGUAGUGUUUAACGCGUCCUCGCGCUGCCCGAACGGUCUGUCGAUCAACGACACCCUGCUCAGCGGUCCGAAGCUGCAGCAGGACCUGCUCGCCAUCCUGCUUAGGUUCCGCGCCGAAGCAAUCGCUCUAACCGCGGACGUGAAGCAGAUGUUUCGCCAGAUUUGGAUAAGCCCGGAGCAAUGCGACUACCAACGUAUCGUCUGGCGCUUCUCGGAGUCAGACCCCAUCCUCGACUAUCUCCUCAAAACCGUUACGUUCGGCUUUACCGCCUCCCCGUUCUUGGCGAUCUAUUGUUUGCUCCAGUUAGCUCAUCAAUACCGCGAGAAAUAUCCUCUAGUGUUCGCAACCCUACUCGAGGCGCUGUAUGUGGAUGACGUCGUGACUAGCGUUCGUACGGUAGAACAGGCUCGUGCACUCCGCGACCAAUUGCUAUCGCUUCUCCGAAGCGCCGGCUUCGAGCUUAGAAAGUGGUCGAGCAGCCAUCCUGCCGCGCUGGAGGGCCUCGACACGCAGUUAUGUAGCAAAUCAAUGUUAGAUUUCGAGUCAAGCGAGGAUCAAUCUCAGAAGAUAUUGGGCCUUCGGUGGCACUCACAAUCUGACAGUUUCGGGUUUCAAGUCAACGCGUUGGAUCGUGAGUGCACCAAACGCACUAUACUGUCGGAAGUAGCGCGCAUAUUCGACCCCCUGGGUUUUCUGGCCCCACUCACCUUUACCGCGAAGUGCUUAAUUCAGCGUCUGUGGACCCUUAAAUUAGAUUGGGAUGAUGAGCCACCGAUGGACAUUCAUCGCAGUUGA